Molecule: messenger RNA, 1389 nt
Organism: Glycine soja
Lineage: Eukaryota; Viridiplantae; Streptophyta; Magnoliopsida; Fabales; Fabaceae
Product: transmembrane protein 45A-like
Exons: 1
Coding region: 192-1118 (308 amino acids)
Source: RefSeq, a predicted model, not a curated record
ACACCCUUAUUCCCCAAGGCACCCAUCUUGGACUUCAAAUCCUUCAAAAUUCACUUCUUCCAUAGAACCCUCUAGACCUAAAACUAAAAGCCCAAGUAAUAUAAAUUUCCCCCACCCUUCCCUCUCUCAAUGCCAACAUCACCAAACAUCAAUUAACUCAUUCACACACAAUUAUUCCCUCCAAAUCAAUUAUGGGCACUCUAGUAGGACACGUAGCUCCAGGCAUGGGUUUCAUGCUAAUAGGGCUAUGGCACCUCUUCAACCACAUAAAGCUCCAUGCCCUAAACCCAACCUCCUACACAUCACCACCAUGGUUCCCAACCUCCAAACACAAGUACCUGGAGCUCCUCCUCAUCAUGUUAGGCUCAGCAGCCUCCAUCUCCAUGGAACUCUUCAUCGGCCCCAACCGCCACCAGCCCUUGGACCCUGACUUCACCAUCCCCUCCAACCACCUCCACAACUUCGAACACUCUUCCAUCUCCCUCGCCUUCCUCCUCUACGCCGCCUUCGCCCUCGUCCUCGACCGCCUCCCCUCCCCCGCCAAACGUGCCCUAACACAACUCCUCGGCUCCAUCGCCUUCGCCCAGCAACUCCUCCUCUUCCACCUCCACUCCGCCGACCACCACGGCCCCGAAGGACAGUACCACUUGCUACUUCAGCUCCUUAUCUUAAUCUCCCUCUCAACUACCCUCUUGGGAAUCCCCUUCCCCAAAAGCUUCUUAGUUAGCUUCGUUCGUUCUCUAAGCAUUUUCUUUCAGGGUUUAUGGCUUGUGCUUAUGGGGUACAUGCUUUGGACGCCGGGGCUUAUCCCUAAAGGCUGCUUCAUCAACGAAGAAGAAGGCCACCAAGUUGUUAGAUGCUCCGACCAUGAUUCUCUCCACCGCGCCAUAUCGCUGGUUAACAUUCUCUUCAGCUGGUUCAUCAUUGGUGUCACCGUUUUUGGUGUUGCUUUUUAUUUGGGUUUGGUUAAGUUUUACGGUGAAAAAGUUGACUAUGUUGCGUUGAGGGACGAGGAAAUUAGUGACGAUGUUGAGUCUCAAAAGAGAAGCAUACUUGGCAACCCCACGAGUUUUAUUCGUGUUGGCAAAAACUUUUUACCUCUUGACAUAGAAAGGUAGAAGAAUGACGAACGAAAAUUUGAACGGAUUAAUUGGAAUUAAUUGUGAUUACUGGUUGGUUGGGUUUAAGUGGGUGCGUGUACAGUGGGAUUAAUGGUAAUAGUAUAUUAGCGUGGUGGGGUCCUUUGUAAAUUAAUUAAUUGAACCAGCAAGAAUGAAGUUAGCUCAUGGAAUUAUGUGUUAUACUAUUUUUCAUAGGAGGAUGAUCUGUUGAGAUUGUGUGUACUUGGAUCAUAAUAUAUAAAGGAUUUUAUUUAAGGAAUUUAAUUUA